This is a messenger RNA of Hordeum vulgare subsp. vulgare (domesticated barley), 761 nucleotides long. Its product is annotated as stress-response A/B barrel domain-containing protein HS1-like. The transcript is spliced from 2 exons. Bases 212 to 541 code for a protein of 109 amino acids. The record is from RefSeq and is a predicted model, not a curated record. NCBI's taxonomy places the organism in Eukaryota, Viridiplantae, Streptophyta, Magnoliopsida, Poales, Poaceae. Gene Ontology annotation, biological process: pollen tube adhesion.
CUUCACAGACGCCACCAACCCCCGGCAUCCCACAUCCGCGCACAGCUGGGUGAAAACCACCCCCAAACUGUGUACGGUGGCUGCACCUGUGCAAGAAAGAAGCGCACCAAGAAGAAGAAACCACACCACCACCACCACCACCGCCGAGCAGACAAGCGAGCGGGGAGGAGAGGAGACAGCGGCCGGCAGCACGAACAAGCCGGGAGCGACGAUGGCUGCCGGGAACGGCGGCGUGGUGAAGCACCUCGUCAUCGUGCAGUUCAAGGAGGGCGUGACGCCGGAGCGGCUGUCCGGGCUCAUCAGCGGCUACGCCGGCCUCGUCGACAAGGUCCCCUCCAUGAAGGCCUUCCACUGGGGAACCGAUGUGAGCAUAGAGAACAUGCAUCAGGGGUUCACACACGUCUUCGAGUCCACUUUCGAAAGCACCGAGGGAGUCAAGGAGUACGUUUACCACCCAGCACACGUAGAGUUUGCAAAUGAUUUCUUGGCUUCAACGGAGAAAGUCCUCAUAAUCGACUUCAAGCCGUCAGCGGCCAACUAAUGGCUUUGGCCAAGUGAGACACCCAGAGUUUCUGUUGCCGCCUGCCCUCGGUGUUGCUUGUUUGUGUUUGUGUUUGAACUUCGUCUGGCAUUUCACAAGUUAAGUACCUUGUGCUAAAUAAAUCCAUUCGGGCUGUUGUAUCUGUUGAGAAUAAAGGCUGGAUUUGGUGCAACUGCGUUCCGACUUUUUCUGGAAUUAAUAAUCAGUAUUAUGUGUGAAA